AAAAUAUACGCUCUGCUUGCCCUUUAUAAACCCCUCUCGGGUAGCUCCUUCAUCCAAUAAUCUUGUACAACAAAACAUAUAUAUCCCAUUUCAAAGAAAGUCACAUAGCUUUGAGAGAUAAUGAUGAAUGGCCACAAAACAGAGCCGGCACCGCCACCACCACCUCCACCGCCAUCUGCAACGCCGAGGCAGCUGACGGAGGCCAAGGUGAUGGCGGAGGAGAAUGGUCGGCAAGGUGAGCCCUGUGUAAGGUCCAAGACUGGAGGAACCUUGACGAAAGGGAAUGUGGUGGUGCUGACACUCCGGCUGUUGUGCAUGGCUACUUCAGUUACAGCCAUGUCGUUCAUGGUCACCGCCCGUCAGGUUAGCGCUGCUUCCUUCUAUGGAUUUCAGCUCCAGCUCCACUCCAAAUGGUCUUUCUCUUACUCCUUUGAAUAUCUUGUUGGAGUAACAGCGACUGCAACAGCUUACUCUUUGCUCCAAUUACUCAUUGCCGGCUCAAGGCUACUAGUGAAGAAAUCUCCAGUGAUUCCCUCAAGAAACCAAGCAUGGCUUGUUUUUGCUGGAGAUCAGAUAUUGGCAUAUGCAAUGAUGAGUGCUGGAUCGGCAGCAUCGGGUGUAGCCAACCUGAACCGAACCGGAAUCCGACACACAGCGUUGCCCAAUUUUUGCAAGUCAUUGGAUAGCUUCUGCGAUCAUGUUACCGUCUCAAUAGCCUUCACUUUCUUCAGCUGUGUUAUGUACGCUGCCGCCGCUGUUCAGGAUGUAAUCUGGCUCUCCACCCAUUGAAUUUACUUCAUCAUCUUCUUGCCAUAUAUAUAUGUACAAGGUUUAAUUAAUUAGUUUAGCUUAUUAUUAGUUAGUUUUGUUCAUGGAUGUUGAAGUUUGGUGGCUAUGGUGCCUUUUGUAAAAGAGGGAAUAAAGACGUAUGCAUGCCUCUUUCAAGUUAA
Gossypium raimondii (Peruvian cotton) is the source of this 950-nucleotide messenger RNA. RefSeq names its product CASP-like protein 3A2. Bases 121 to 789 code for a protein of 222 amino acids. The transcript has 3 exons. NCBI's taxonomy places the organism in Eukaryota, Viridiplantae, Streptophyta, Magnoliopsida, Malvales, Malvaceae. The record is from RefSeq and is a predicted model, not a curated record.